UAUUUGAAAAACAAGAAAUUGCAAUUUCAUUUCAUUUCGGCGAAAGGGGGUUUGUUAGGGCUUUGCAUUUGCCUGAACUGAAGCGAUUUCCAUUUCAUCUUUCUCUCUGCCCGCGCAUUCUGUUUCUAUCAUCUUCUUCUUCUUCCGAAAUGAGUAUCAGUAGAUCGAGAUCCAUCCUUAAACAGAUCAAGCCGUUGCUCGUCCCUCAAAGAGCGAUUUCACCUUCUCCACUCUCAUCCAUUCUUAGGCAAUCCACGCUAGCCUCCUCCGUCCGCAAUUUCCGCACUAGUCGCGAUCCUUCUCAGAGGUAUGAAAUAUCUCCUCCUAUCAACUGGGGAGUCCGUAUAGUUCCUGAGAAGAAGGCAUUUGUAGUGGAGCGAUUUGGAAAAUAUGUCAAGACGCUGACUCCUGGAAUUCACGUCCUUAUUCCUUUCGUUGACCGAAUUGCUUAUGUGCAUUCCUUGAAGGAGGAAGCAAUUACAAUUCCAGACCAGUCAGCUAUCACCAAGGACAAUGUCAAUAUCUUAAUUGAUGGUGUAUUGUAUGUUAAGAUUGUCGAUCCAUGUCUGGCAUCAUAUGGUGUUGAGAACCCUGUCUAUGCUGUUAUUCAGCUUGCACAGACAACAAUGCGAAGUGAGCUUGGUAAGAUCACGCUUGACAAAACGUUUGAGGAAAGAGACACUUUGAACGAGAAAAUAGUGGUUGCCAUCAAUGAAGCUGCGAAAGAUUGGGGGCUAAAGUGUCUUCGAUACGAAAUAAGGGAUAUAUCUCCACCUAAGGGAGUAAGGGCUGCUAUGGAGAUGCAAGCAGAAGCUGAGCGCAGAAAGAGAGCUCAAGUUCUUGAGUCAGAAGGAUUUAGACAGUCGAAUAUCAAUAAAGCACAAGGAGAAGCAGAAGCUAUCCUUGCUAAAGCACGGGCAACAGCCGAAGGAAUUGACAUGGUUUCUAAAGCCCUAAAUGAAAGCGGUGGCGUGGAGGCUGCAAGCUUAAGAAUUGCUGAGCAAUAUAUCGGCGCCUUUGGUCAGAUUGCCAAAGAGGGUACUACAUUACUUCUUCCUGCCUCAGUAUCUAAUCCUGCAAGCAUGAUGGCCCAAGCUAUGAGCAUAUACAAAAACUUGAUUCAUAAUAAAACCGUCGACGGAGCGCUAGAAGUUGGUCCUGCUGAUUCAGGAAAGAGUAAACCAAAAUCGUAUGAUGCAGAUCAUUUUGGGGAGCCUGUAUUUUCCCUUCAAAGUCCUAAUAAGAAGAACGAUCACUAAAGUUAGUCACUACCACUAACAACCAAGGUAAUGAAUGAUCUGUAGAUCUCUGUAUUAUUUUUGUUUCCAAUAUGAUCAAAAGAAGAAGUUUUUCACAUUUAACAACAUGUGUAUGUGCAAACCAUGAAAGGAAGAAAUUUGAUGUUCUUUUGGUUUCUUUCAUUAAAUAAAGACUCUCCAUUAUUUGAAUUCUG
This is a messenger RNA of Impatiens glandulifera, 1453 nucleotides long. RefSeq names its product stomatin-like protein 2, mitochondrial. NCBI's taxonomy places the organism in Eukaryota, Viridiplantae, Streptophyta, Magnoliopsida, Ericales, Balsaminaceae. Bases 150 to 1259 code for a protein of 369 amino acids. The transcript has 9 exons. The record is from RefSeq and is a predicted model, not a curated record. Gene Ontology annotation, cellular component: membrane.